Drosophila grimshawi is the source of this 1658-nucleotide messenger RNA. RefSeq names its product glutamate transporter polyphemus. The coding region runs from base 23 to 1390 and encodes 455 amino acids. Gene Ontology annotation, molecular function: amino acid transmembrane transporter activity. NCBI's taxonomy places the organism in Eukaryota, Metazoa, Arthropoda, Insecta, Diptera, Drosophilidae. Gene Ontology annotation, biological process: amino acid transmembrane transport. The record is from RefSeq and is a predicted model, not a curated record. The transcript is spliced from 7 exons. Gene Ontology annotation, cellular component: vacuolar membrane.
AGCUCGCAGCAAGAAAACUGAAAUGGCGAAUUUAGCGCAGGAAACGCAUCAAAAUCUGCCGACUCUUGUCCAAUCUGUGUCAUCGUUUUACUAUUACAAUCCAUACGAGAAGCGCACAGUUGAGGUGCCCCUGAACAACUUUGAUGCAUUCAUCUCACUGCUGAAGUGUGUGAUUGGCACUGGAAUUUUGGCAAUGCCACUGGCCAUUCGAUAUUCGGGAAUUGUGUCCGGUAUGCUGCUCUCCGUGCUGCUGAUGAUUGUGCUGACGUACUGCAUCCAUUUGCUGAUCUCUGGCAUGACCGAGUGCUGUCGACGCAUCCAUGUGCCCCAAGUAUCCAUGCCACAGGCUGUCCAAAUUGCCUACGAAUUGGGCCCCAAUUGUGUGCACUGUUUUGCACGUGCCGCUGGCAUUUUGACGAGCUGUGUGUUGGUCAUGGGUCAGUUUGGUCUCUGCUGCGUUUACAUUGUGUUUGUGGCCAAGAAUUUCAAGGAGAUUGGCGACUUCUACUACAAGGACUACAACGAGCGUUACUAUAUCCUCGGUGUCUGUUUGCUGCAACUGCCAUUUUUUCUCAUACGCAGACUGAAGUAUCUGGUGCCGCUCAAUCUAAUCUCGAACAUUCUGCUCUAUGCGGGCUUCUUGUGCAUUAUGUAUUACCUGUUUCGGGGUCUGCCCAAAUUCAGUGAGCGCGCCAUGUUUAAGCCACAUUCCGAUUUAGCCAUGUUCUUUGGCAUUGCCUCUUUCUCGCUAACUGCUGUUGGAUCGAUGCUCGUCGUCGAGUCGAAUAUGGCCCAUCCGCAAAGCUAUCUGGGCCUGUGUGGCGUUCUAAAUAUGGCCGUGUUUUUCAUACUGUUUUCCAACGUGUUUUUCGGCAUAAUGGGAUAUUGGCGCUAUGGGGAGCAAGUGGAAGCCAGCAUUACACUGAACAUUCCACAAAAUGAGAUGGUCUCACAAUUCAUCAAGAUGACCAUCGCGAGUGGCAUCUUCCUGAGCUAUCCACUGAACGGUUAUGUUGUCAUAACUGUCAUUUUCAGUGACUACGAUUUGGAAGUCACCAAUAAAAGAAGUCGGAUUUUUGUGGAGAUUGCCAUACGUCUUUGUUUUCUUUUGCUCACGGGCAUUGUGGCUGCUGUGGUGCCCAAUUUAGCCGCCUUGACGGAACUGGAAGGUGCCUUUUCCUUAAGCAAUUUGAAUCUUAUCUGUCCGGCGUUGAUUGAUAUGUUUAUCAACUAUGAGGCUGGCUAUGGUCGUUUACGCUGGAAACUGAUACGUGACAUUGUGCUUAUCAUAAUUGGUAUUAUCUUUGGCAUUGUGGGCUGCGCAGUUGCCGUACAACAGUUGGUCGAAGACUUUGGCGGGACAGUUGAACACAUCCAGUCACAUUCGUAACGCUGCACUUAACAGCUAAACAUUUGGCAGGAUAUUCAGCUUGUUUCUGUGUGUUCUUCACAUUUGUGCUUGAUUGGCUGACUGUCUGCUUGGCUUUGUUGGAUUUUAAUUAAUUGCCAGCCACGUGUUGGCCAGAUGUUCUUUAUCCCAGCUAAGUUGUCCAGCUAAGCUGCUGCUAUUUUGUACUCGUAUUUGUGUCUGUAUGCCGACCACAGCGCACAUUGGCUGAGAGGGUAUAAUAAAGUUGUGCAACUUUAAGUAAUAUAAA